Piliocolobus tephrosceles (Ugandan red Colobus) is the source of this 9796-nucleotide messenger RNA. RefSeq names its product NEDD4 binding protein 2 (gene N4BP2). NCBI's taxonomy places the organism in Eukaryota, Metazoa, Chordata, Mammalia, Primates, Cercopithecidae. Gene Ontology annotation, molecular function: ubiquitin binding; endonuclease activity. The record is from RefSeq and is a predicted model, not a curated record. The coding region runs from base 725 to 5797 and encodes 1690 amino acids. Gene Ontology annotation, cellular component: nucleus. The transcript has 19 exons.
AGUGUCUCCUCGCCAGGCGCGCUCGCCGCGUCUCCCCCGCGGCCGCAGCUGCUCGCUAUCCCUGCGCGGCGCGGAAGAGCGCAGUGGCGCCGGCGGGAAAGGGUUGUGGACCUGCGGCGCCGCGUUGUGCGCUAGACGACGCGGUCCCGGCUUCGACGCCCUCUGCCCGUUCCAGGAGCAGUAAGAAGACAUGUUGGAUAACCAGAAGAGGUGUAGAGUUUGCAUGUAUCAACCGUGGCCUUAAUGAGCAUGUUGACAGCAUCGAUGCUAGACAGACAGUCUUUUUACUGCUGGAUUGUGCAAGAUAUUUAACCCUAUUUUGUUUGAAUUAUGACUUAAAUAUCAAACAUCUUAACUAAGAAAAGGGAAACAUUUUAGUUUUGGAAGUCAGAAUGCCAAGGAAAAGGAAAAAUCUUGGGGGAAAUCCUUUUCGGAAGACUGCAAACCCUAAGGAAGUUAUCGUAUCCAGUGUUGCUAGUCGUGAGGAGCCAACCACUACUCUUCCUUCCAUGGGUGAGACAAAAGUUGAUCAGGAAGAACUCUUCACCAGUAUCUCAGAGAUGUUUUCUGAUCUGGAUCCUGAUGUAGUGUAUUUGAUGCUUUCUGAAUGUGAUUUCAAAGGGAACAUUAAUUGGGUGCUUACUAGGUGCCAGUUCUUGUGCACAGCACUUUUUCAUGGAUUAUCUCAUUUAAUCCUCACAACAACCUAUGAGUUGAAAAUGCUAUGGAUUGUCUGUUAGAAUUAUCUGCCACUGAUACCAAGAUAGAAGAAUCAUCUUCACAAAGUUUUGUUGCUUCUGGGAACCAAGUAGGUGCAGCAGAAAGUGAAAUAAUGGAAAAACGUCCUGAAGAAGAGAGUGAAGAUUCAAAAAUAGAUUCAUUUUUGAACAUGCAGCUAACUGAAGACCUGGAUUCCUUAAUACAAAAUGCUUUUGAGAAAUUGAACUCUUCUCCUGAUGACCAAGUAUACUCAUUUUUGCCUUCACAAGAUGUUAAUAGUUUUAAUGACCUGAGUGAGUUUGUAAAUCCUGAUUCAAGUAAUAUGACUUCCAUUUUUUCUACACAAAAUAUGAAUUUGAACAGUGAAAAUUUAGACAAUUCUGGCUCUACGUUAAGUUUAAACCCAUUACCUUCACAUUCAGUUUUGAGCGAGUCCAAAUGUUUUAUAAAGGAUAACACAUUGGCUUUGGAAAGUAACUACCCAGAAGAUUCUCUUCUCAGUAGUUCUUUAAAUGUAGCAAGUGACUCCAUCGUGGGCUGUAGCAGUCUCAAUCAAAAACAGAAAGAACUUUUAGAAUCUGAGUGUGUUGAGGCUCAAUUCUCUGAAGCUCCUAUAGAUUUGGAUGCCAGCGAACCUCAGCCUUCUUUAAACCUUCCAGGGCUUGAUCUACCAGGUACGGGUGGGGAUCAGAAAUCUACUUGGGUUUCUGAUGUUUUUCUGCCUUCUGAAGGGUUCAACUUCAAGCCAUACAAACAUCCUGAACUGCCAACUAAGGGGAAGGAUGUGAGUUACUGCCCAGUACUUGCUCCUCUCCCCUUACUGUUGCCUCCUCCACCACCUCCACCGAUGUGGAAUCCAAUGAUUCCUGCUUUUGACCUCUUCCAAGGAAACCAUGGCUUUGUAGCUCCUGUUGUAACCACAGCUGCACACUGGAGAUCUGUGAACUACACAUUUCCACCCUCAGUUAUUUCUCACACUUCCCCAACAAAAGUAUGGAGAAAUAAAGAUGGAACAAGUGCUUAUCAAGUACAAGAAACCCCAGUUUCUCAGGUUGUAAGAAAGAAGACAUCUUAUGUUGGACUAGUUCUUGUUCUUCUCAGAGGUCUUCCAGGAUCUGGAAAAUCUUUUUUGGCAAGGACUUUGCAAGAGGAUAAUCCAAGUGGAGUCAUUCUUAGUACUGAUGAUUAUUUUUAUAUAAAUGGACAGUACCAGUUUGAUGUAAAGUACUUAGGAGAAGCACAUGAAUGGAACCAGAAUCGUGCAAAAGAAGCAUUUGAGAAGAAGAUAUCUCCUAUAAUUAUAGAUAAUACAAACCUACAGGCAUGGGAAAUGAAACCAUAUGUUGCUUUGUCUCAGAAACACAAAUACAAAGUCCUUUUUCGGGAACCAGACACAUGGUGGAAGUUUAAACCAAAGGAACUUGCAAGGCGUAACAUUCACAGGGUAAGCAAAGAAAAAAUAACAAGAAUGUUGGAACAUUAUCAACGUUUUGUUUCAGUGCCAAUAAUUAUGAGUUCUUCGGUUCCAGAGAAAAUUGAACGUAUUGAGUUGUGUGCAUAUUCUUGUGAGGAUAGAAGCACUAGCCCAAGAGACAAUGAAGAUACUAUCUCUGAAAAAGAAGAAAAUGUUUUAUCUUCUUCUUUGAAGCAUCUAGAUUUCAUUGAAGAGAAGAAUCUUGAUGUAACCAAGGAAACAGUGUUACCUGAGAAUGUUACGUAUCUCUCUAAUGCAGAUUUAAACAAAAGAAGAAAAGAAAUAAGUGAUAUGAAUCCUAGCAUUCAAAGUGCUUUAAUUCUGGAAACUCCACACAUGUAUUUUUCUGACUCUGAAAACAAACUACAAGUAACAGACAAAAGUGAAGAAGAGCAAAUAGAAAUGGUGGCUGUAAAAGGGUAUAGUAAAACUGACACAGAUAGUUCUAUGGAGAGAGUAUCACCUAGUACUUGGUAUAGUGAAAAUAAUCAAGAAGACUGUGAUCUUGCAAAUACUGAACCACUUCAAAAUGAAAAACCCUCACCUGGUGAAAUAGUGGAAGAAAGAGCAACAGUAAAGAAAAAAGCCUUUGGGAAGCAAAAAAGCAAAUCAACUUUGGAAAAGUUCCCAAGACAUGAGCUGUCAAAUUUUGUUGGUGACUGGCCAGUUGAUAAGACUAUUGGUCAGAGGACAAAAAGGAAUAGAAAAACGGAAAAAACUUCAUCUGUACAAAAUGACAAAAAGUAUAAUUACCCUCAGUCACACAAAGUAUUAGUUAACAGUUUAUCUGUGAAUAUAGAUUGUGUCCAGCAACGAGGAUCUCCACAUGAAAGUGUAGAGGAUGGCAGAAAGUCACAGUGUGAUGAUGCUUCAGAGCCACUCAGUAGCUAUAAAUAUGAUGCUUAUAAAAAUAUUGAAAAAAACUCAUUCAACAUUGUGGGUGACUGGCCUUCAUCUGAUUCUUUAGCUCAGAGGGAACACAGAUCAAGAAUGCCAAAGACUGGUUUCAGUGAGCCCAACCUAGAAAUUGGAACAAAUGGCAAAAUGAAUGAAAUAUCAUCAUCUACAGCACAUGAGGCCUGUUGGGGCACAAGUCCUCAAAAACUAAAGACAUUGAGUAGCUCCAAUUUAGGAAGUUCUGAAAUGGUACCCAGUGAAAUGACCUGUGAGAAUCAGACUUGUCUAAGUACAAACAGUCAUGGGCAACACACAUCAUUGCCUCUUACUUUUACCAAUAGUGCACCAACUAUUUCUGGACUAGUGGAACCAGAAACGUUAGCUGAAUGUCAAGAGCAUAUGCCUAAGAGAGACCCUGGAAAAGAAGUGAGAAUGUAUACCCAGACAGAACCACAGGAUUUUGCUCUUUUAUGGAAAAUAGAAAAGAAUAAAAUUAGCAUUUCAGAUUCUAUCAAAGUAUUAACAGGAAGAUUAGAUGGAUUUAAGCCGAAAGUUUUCAGUAUUAACACAAAAUCAGAUGUUCAAGAAGCAAUUCCAUAUAGAGUAAUGUAUGAUAAAAGCACGUUUGUUGAAGAAAGUGAGCUUACCAGUGCAGAUGAAUCUGAAAAUCUUAACAUUCUUUGUAAACUGUUUGGAUCCUUUUCGUUAGAAGCCCUGAAAGACUUAUAUGAGAGGUGUAAUAAAGAUAUUAUUUGGGCCACAAGUCUUUUGUUGGAUUCUGAAACUAAGUUAUGUGAGGAUGCAGAGUUUGAGAAUUUCCAAAAAUCGUGCGAUGGAUCACAAAUUGGGCCUUUUUCUCUGGGGUUGAAUUUGAAAGAAAUUAUUAGCCAAAGAGGAACUUUAGAGAAUUCUAAUUCUCCUGUGCCAGAGUUUAGCCAUGGGAUUGGUAUUAGUAAUGCUAACUCACAGUCUACUUGUGAUGCAGAAAGAGGAAACUCAGAGCAGACGGAAAUGAGAGCUGUUACUCCUGAAAACCAUGAAUCAAUGACAAGUAUAUUUCCCAGUGCUGCUGUGAGUCUGAAGAAUAAUGACGACGUACUUCCUAACAGCCAGGCAGAACUUUUAUAUAGCAGUAAGCAGUCCUUUCCAGGUAUUCCAAAAGCUACUACUACAGAUAUGAGUGAAACAGAAAAAAACCUAGUAGUCACAGAGGCUGGAGACAACAUACAUUCUCCUUCACAUUUUUCUGAUAUUUUUAACUUUGUAUCUAGUACUUCAAAUCUUGAAUUCAAUGAAGAAAUUUAUUUUGCUGACUCUCUUGAAAUAAAGAGAAAUGAAAAAUUUCCAAAGGAUUAUGUGAAAUUUUCAGAUGUAGAAGAAUUUAUGAAUGAAGAUGAGAAGGAAAUGGAGCAAAUCCUAAUGGCAGGAAGUAGUUUAUCAGCUGGAGUUAGCGAGGAAGAUAAUACCGAGAUACUGAAUCCCACUCCAGCGAUGGCCAAAUCUCUGACCAUAGACUGUCUAGAAUUGGCAUUACCGCCUGAACUGGCUUUUCAGCUUAAUGAAUUAUUUGGUCCUGUUGGUAUUGAUUCAGGGUCUCUAACAGUUGAAGAUUGUGUGGUUCAUAUAGAUCUGAAUCUGGCGAAAGUGAUUCAUGAGAAAUGGAAAGAAUCUGUAAUGGAGCGACAAAGACAAGAAGAGGUGUCUUGUGGCAAGUUUAUGCAAGAUCCUUCCUUGGUUGGACAUACUGGGCUUGAUAAUCCUGAACAAAAAUCAUCUCAGAGAACAGGCAAAAAAUUACUGAAGACCUUAGCAGCGUCCGAAAUGCUACCUUUAUUGGAUCAUUGGAAUACUCAAACUAAAAAAGUAUCACUCAGAGAAAUAAUGUCAGAAGAAAUUGCUUUACAGGAAAAACAUAAUUUGAAAAGGGAGACCCUUAUGUUUGAAAAAGAUUGUGCCACUAAACUAAAGGAAAAGCAGCUCUUUAAGAUAUUUCCAGCCAUUAACCAAAAUUUUCUGGUGGACAUUUUCAAGGACCACAACUAUUCAUUAGAACACACAGUGCAAUUUCUUAACUGUGUUCUUGAAGGGGACCCUGUAAAAACAGUUGUAGCCCAAGAGUUUGUUCACCAAAAUGAGAAUGUCACAUCUCAUACUGGCCAGAAGUCUAAAGAGAAAAAGCCAAAGAAAUUAAAAGAGACUGAAGAAACACCAGGUGAACUGUCUUUCCAGGACUUCGAGUACCCAGACUAUGAUGACUACAGAGCAGAGGCCUUCCUUCACCAGCAGAAGAGGAUGGAGUGCUACCGCAAGGCCAAAGAAGCAUAUCGCAUAGGGAAGAAAAAUGUCGCCACCUUUUAUGCCCAGCAGGGUACUCUUCAUGAGCAGAAGAUGAAAGAAGCCAAUCACCUUGCUGCCAUAGAGAUCUUUGAGAAAGUCAACGCCUCGCUGCUGCCACAGAAUGUUUUAGACCUCCAUGGACUGCAUGUGGAUGAAGCUCUAGAACAUUUGAUGAGAGUUUUAGAGAAGAAGACUGAAGAAUUUAAGCAGAAUGGUGGGAAGCCUUAUUUGUCUGUGAUUACGGGGAGAGGAAACCACAGCCAGGGAGGAGUUGCUCGCAUCAAACCAGCUGUCAUUAAGUACCUCAUAAGCCAUAGCUUCAGGUUCUCUGAAAUUAAACCAGGGUGCUUGAAAGUCAUGCUAAAGUAAAAUAGACGUCCUUGAAUUAGAAGUAUGAAGGUUUGUAGGUUAAAAUUACUUUUAUUUGCAGUAAUUCAGUCAAGUCUACCCUAAAGAUGUGUUUUAUUAUAAAUAAUAUUGUUAUGAAAGAAAAAAAUUAUGUUUUUGCAAAAUCCAAGCAAGUUUGAUUUGCUUUUUUACUGAAUCAAAUGCAAAUGUUACCUGUUAAAAAUAUUACAGAGAAAUUUUAUUGAUUACAAAAUAUCUAAGAAAAUUAUCAGCUACAGUUUUAAAGUUUAAAAUGCUCUGAUUGUUUCUCAGAAAAGGUUACCUUCGUAUUAACUGUUGUGUGACAUUUAGAAUGUCCUAAAAGUCUUCUGUGAGAGAUAUUUAAAGUGCUUUGAGACAUGAUUCAUGUCCCUCAAAGGGCAAUAUUAAAAGAAGAAAAAGACAUAGUAGUGGGUAGUAAAGAAAAAAAGGAGAUCUAACAAAAACACUUGAAUAUUUUUUAUUUUGAAAACUAAACACAUAAAAUGCUUUUAUUUCGCCAUAUCCUACAGGAAGGAAGACAUGCUUUUGCCCUUUUUUCUGCUUUGUAUAUGACCUUCAUCUUUUACCUUUUGUUCUGUUCUUCUGUGUGCAUUUUAUAGGAAGAAAGUUGGGUCUGAGAUUAUAUUGUAAUUUCAUACUUUCUAUAGACAGAAAAGUUUUCAGAGAAAAAGAAAUGCUUAAAUAUCUUCCAGAUGUUGCUGCCUUAUCAAAAUGCUUCUAGAACUGUCUGUAUAAGUGAUAUUUCAGACAGUACUAAAUACUUAUAUUUUAUUUUUGAGGCAUGUAAUUUUAAAACUGCAGUAGCUUAAAAUUCUAUUAAACAAAUGUAGAAAAUAUUUUGGUUAUAAUUGGCCUGGUGCGGUGGCCCACGUCUGUAAUCCCAGCACUUUGGAAGGCUGAGGUAGGUGUAUCACCUGAGGUCAGGAGUUCGAGACCGGCCUGGCCAACAUGGUGAAACCCAGUCUCUAUUAAAAAUACAAAAAUUAGCUGGGUGUGGUGGCAUGUGCCUGUAAUCCCAGCUAUUUGGGAGGCUGAGGCAGGAGAAUUGCUUGAACCUGGGAGGCGGAGGUUGCAGUGACCCAAGAUCAAGAUCACACCACUGCACUCAGCCUGGGUGACAGAGCAAGACUCCAUCUCCAAAAAAAAAGAAAAAGAAAAAAAAAAUAUUUUGGUUAUAAUCAUAAGAGGAAUCCUUACAAUUUAAAAUAUUUUCACUUUUGUUUUGAAAAAGAGCCAACUUUCUCAAAGGAAGCUUUCAUUAACUUCUGUCAUUUGGUUAGCUAAUAAAUUCUGUUAGUAUACAAGUUAAAUCUGUAUAAUGAAGGUUAUAAUAUGGUAAAGUGUAAUUUUCCAAUAUGAGACAAUGGCUUAAAUUUGUCUUUGGAGAUGGAGAAUAUUUUCAACAUAUAUAAUUUUAACGAACAGUUUUGUUGCUUUUUGUUAAGCUUUAAAAAAGGAAAUUUGGAUCAGGAAUUAUAGGAUUGAGCUGGUACCAAAAGAAUCCUGAAGUACAGAAUGGUUUUCCAAAAGAGCAAACAUUUCAAUGAAAAUAAAACCCCAAAACAUUUUUUUAUAUAUCAUGAUUGCAUGCUUUUAAAAUAAAGAGGCUUAUCAUUGAAUUUUAGUUCCAUAAAAAUAAAAAUACAUGUUUAUUAUUUAGAAAUGGUGACUGGUAUUGCAGUAUUAUUCACACUUAUGUUUGUAAUAAUUUGUUUAAAGAGUGCCAACAGUUUAGCACACUUUUGUAGUCUCUAGAACAGUUCUAUACAUUAAAAAUAAAGCAAUUCCUUUAAACAACUUACUAUAAAACUAUAAUUGUUAAUGAAAUAAGAUAUUCCUAUGUGUAAAUUAGUAUGAUUUAAAAGUAUGAAAAACAAUGUUAAAAUGUGGAGUUACUGGAAUGUGUGCAGCUGCAUACUAACUAUGUGUUUUUAUAUUUCCUUACCUAGUUUUAAAAAUCAUCACUUUUGGACACUUCAGCUAGACUUAUUUCAAUAUUAUAAUUAUGAUUAAUGAAGGAGCAGUCAAAAGAAGUAGAGGUGUGGUAUUUGUGGGCAGAACUCAAAUGAAAAAAGCUAUAUUGUUUACGUGUUUACUAUAUCAAUGUUAAUAUUAUGCCUUAUUUUGAUAAAUCAUAUAUCUUAAUCAUUGUUGAUAAAUAUACAGGCAAAGUUUGAGUAUCGUGUAUUUUUAUGAAGCUGCUUAAUUCCAAAUUGCCUCCCACGCCACUAUCUAGCAUAGUUUAAGAAACACAUAAUUUUGAAAGAAAAGUUUAUAAUCCCUCCUUUCUUUUUUUCCCCAUUUCUAAAUCCUGUUUGCCCGAGGUAAAUAUAGUUUGGGGAUUAUAAAAGAUUUCUCUAUUACCCGUUUCUAAAUCCUGUAUGUCAAAGAUAGUUUGGAGAUUAUAAAAGUUUUCAUGUAUUGGUGUAGGUUGAGUAUCCCUAAUGAGAAAAUUCAAAAUCUGAAAUGCUUCAAAAUCUGAAACUUUCCGAGCACAGAUAUGAUGCUCAAAGGAAAUACUCAUGGAGCAUUUUGGAUUUUACAUUUGUAGGUUGGCGAUGCUCAACAAGUCAAUAUAAUGCACAUGUUCUAAAAUCUCCCCCCAAACCCUAGCAAUCCAAAACACUUCUGGUCCUUAUUUUAAGUAGGGGAUACUCACUCAACCUGUAUAUUUGUGCCAAUACAUGACUCAUUAGAAUGAUUCUUUGUAAACUUAAUAUUUUAAAAGUACAGCACUUCUGUAGUUUGGAAGGUUUCAGUAAUAAUUAAAUUCAUUCAGUAGUCUCUUACCCUUAUCUCCCAGAUGGAAAAAGAGAACUAAUGUGGAAACCCCAGACGGUGUCCAGUUGGACCAGGGCGACAUUAGACACUUAACAGUAUUUUCAGUCUGUCAGUCUCUUUACUACAAUGAGCAAAAUGGAAGUGUUUUUUUUUUUUUUUUUUACAUUUAUUGGCUCUUCAUAUUUCUCUACAUUAUUUAUAAGUUGCAGUUUCUUCAGUUGGUUAGUAUUUCCAUACUGUUUGCAAUUUUAUGGCCUUUAAAUAUAGGACAUAUUAUAUAGUAGAAAUUUUGACUUUAAAGCAUCUUGAGUAGUAUAUUUUGAGAAGAAAAGCUGUGCUGCUCUUCUGGAUGUUUUCCAUCCUUUAUUUAGGUCUUUUCUUUUUGAAUUCAAGUGUUUUGUAUGCUUAGAAAGUGGACAUGUAUAACAGCGAGAUUGGUUAUUUCUGAGCUAGACAUUGGAAACUUUUGAAUUUUGAAACUCAGGAAAUUGCUCUGACAAUGUUUUAACUGCUCUCAAUUUAAGAAAAUGACUAAAUGUAUAAAAAAGACAAAAACCACAUGUGCUGUUUUUUCAAAGUGCUUUUUCUAAGUGCUUUUGCAUUGUGCAAUGAGGUGAAGUUUGGUAAUUUUUCUGUGAAGUAGUUAAAUAUUGCUCAUUUUUAUUUCCAUGCAAAGAAAACAGAUUUAAAUGUUUAUGUGGCCAAAAAGUGUCAUUUAAAAGGUAGUUUGUGUAGAAUGUAUGUUCAUGGUGCUUAUUUUUAAAAUGUAAUUCAAGUUUACAGUAUUACUCAAUGCUUCUUUACAGAAUUUAAUAGAGAAACAAGGCUAGAACACAUCUACAUCCUGAAGAGCCGUUUAUAACUUCAUAUUAUAUGAUGACAAAGUUCAUUAUUUUCCUUAAAGUUGAGCAAUUGACUUUUAUGGUCCAAUGAUGAACUUAUUAUUAAUAAACGAUUGGAUUAACUGUGAGGCUUCUCAUUAAAAUACAAUAUUGCAGCUAUCAGUUGGAGAAUAUAUUAUAAAAUUUUCAGAUGGUAUAUCAGAAAAAUGUUUUUAUUUGUACUGUAAAGAAAAUGUAAUUUUGCUGUUAACUCUGUACUUUUUAAAUUGAAAAUGUUUUAUAAAUUUGCUUUUAAAAUUUCUUAUGAAGCCAUUUGCAAAUUACAUACUUAAUUUAAUAAAAUACUUUAGCCACA